ACAGGACGGAGCUUUUCGACGCCAGACGUUCCUCUCCCCACGUUCCACCACGAUGUCCUCCCAGACCCCGUACUAUAGCCCCGUUAAUCCAGCGGCUUUCGGCACGCUAGCCUUGAUUCUGAUCGGGUCUGGUUUGUCCUUCAUGGCCUUAUUUUUUGUGUACGAGAUGAAGGGGAAUCCGGAAGAGCCCUCUCGCCUCGCGUCCUCCGCCCGCUUGCCCUCCCUGGUCUCGCACGACCACAAGAGCCGCUCCCUGGUCAAGGAGCUUUUCAUGGCCACCCUGUCCUCCCUCCUCCUCGGCUGUGGCACCCUCUUCCUGAAAGAGAUGCUUUUCUUUGUUCGAUCGCAAAGAGCUAUUGGAAGGUG
Nannochloropsis gaditana CCMP526 is the source of this 366-nucleotide messenger RNA. Its product is annotated as protein nef1. Gene Ontology annotation, biological process: protein N-linked glycosylation. The transcript has 4 exons. The record is from RefSeq and is a predicted model, not a curated record. Gene Ontology annotation, cellular component: membrane-bounded organelle. The annotation marks the transcript as partial.